AUGUUGACCACAAUUAAGAGAAGGUUUGGAAUACUCAGCAAUUUCUUCGGCAUAUUAAACCCUUCAACCACAGGAGUGAUUAUUGGAGGCUAUCCACCUGGCCGUGAAAUCCCAGACCACCAGCCAAUAACUCGAACUGAUACUGCUCCAAAAUUGCAAUCAACUACUCUUCCUAAUGGUGUUCGAAUUGUUACAGAAAGCACAAGAUUCCCAGGAAAUGUGAGGUUUGGCGUAACUAUUGAUGCAGGCACUCGUGACGAGACUGCUGAAACCUCAGGAGUAGUUAAUGCUUUAAGACAGACUUUCUUAAAGACCAAUGUCAGGACCAAUGAACAAAUCAACUACUGUAUGAUACAAAGCUCUGGAGGAGCAUUCUCUAUGGAGUUCAAUCAAGAGUUUAUGAACUAUCAAGGCCACUGUUUAGCUCACGAUUUCUAUGAUAUGAACCAAAUGCUUGCUGAUUGUGUUCUUGACGAAAAAACUCUUAUUGAUGAAGAAGCAGCUCAGUGGAGAACAGAUGAAAAAUUCAGGCUUGAUGAAUAUAACUUAACCCUACCAAAGAAAAUCGAAAAUGUCUGGCUCAGCACUGCCUAUGGGUAUAAAGGAUUUGGAAACCCUCUUAUGGGACACCAAGCCCACUUCCAAAGCAUUGGGUUUUUCAUGCUGAAUAAUUGGAGAAAGGCAACAAUCACACCUGACAGAAUUGUAGUGUGGGGAGCAGGAAUUGAUAAGCACGAAGAAUUUGUGAACACAGUUACAGACUAUUAUCGAUUUAUUGACCCUAUCAAAGCUCCUAAAAGAGAACCUUCAGUUUACUUAGGAGGAGAGUUCCGUGAAAUCUGUGAUUCACCUUUAACUCAUGUAAGUUUAUCUUUCAAAGGAUUUUCGAGAUCACAGCCUGAGCGUCAUGCUGCUUGUGUUCUUAAAUAUUUAAUUGGCCAAAGCAACACUGGGCUAUUUAAUAGAGCUCACACCAAUUUCCAUCAAAAAAAUCCUUGGCUUGUUUAUGUUGAUCCUCACCAUGAAACUUUCCAAGACAGUGGCAAUUUUAGAAUCAACGUAGCAGCACCAAAUGAAAAAGCAGCAGAGCUCAGUGAAGCUCUUGUCAAAGAGCUCCGUGACCUGCAAAAUGUGACUGAUGAAGAAGUAGUAAGAGCCAAACAAAAGCUUAAGAGGGCAACUUACAACAAAUACCAAGACCCUGAUGCCAGAAUGAUUAAACUCACCAGAGAGUUUGCACAAACAGGAGAACUUAAAGGAUAUGAAGAUUUCGAAAAAAAUAUUGAGAGUGUCACAACUGACCAAGUUAGGAAAGCAGCUGCAGCAAUGCUUAAGUCAUACCCAACUGUAGUAGUUUUAGGUGGAAACCCUCAUGGUAUCCUUAGCGCUCAAUCCUUCCAGGAAAAACUUAGAUAA
Blepharisma stoltei is the source of this 1416-nucleotide messenger RNA. NCBI's taxonomy places the organism in Eukaryota, Ciliophora, Heterotrichea, Heterotrichida, Blepharismidae. The record is from the annotation of a GenBank genome assembly.